GGUGUUCAGCGGACAGGUGCCGGAAAAUUUAACUAAAAUGUUUUCGGUUCGCUCCGUACUUUUGUUGCUUUUCGCCGUGGUAGCUUCCACCCAAGGAGCCAAUAUUUUGGGGCUCUUCAGCAGUCACAGUCCCUCCCACCUGAUCAUCCACAUGUCGGUGGCCAAGGCUCUUGCCGAAGCAGGACAUAAUGUUACCGUGGUAUCGAUGCUGAAGCCCAAGGUAACGCACAAGGACAUCCAUGUGAUUGUGGUGCCGAUGAGGGACGAUCAGGAGGAAGCUAUGGAAAAGCAAAUGAGCGAAAUGGCAGGCGAGAAGAAUUCCAUAUUUAGUACUAUGAAUCGCCUUCUGAAUGGAUUGGAUGUGAUGAUAAAUGCUCAGGCUGAACUGCUCUCUGACCCGAGAUUCCAGCGUAUUUACGAUACCAAAUUCGAUUUGAUGAUUCUGGGUUACUUUAUCAACGACUUCCAACUGGGAGUUGCUGCCAAGCUGAAGGUUCCUGUGAUUGUCGACUGGAUGCCGGCACCAGUUCCUGUAAUUGAUCAGUAUACUGGUAAUCCCUCGGAGAUCUCGUAUGUUCCCACUUUGGGGUCUGUUGUAACGCAUCCCAUGAGUUUGUUUAUGCGUGUCAAGAACUUGGGCAUAUCACUGUUUUUCAAUUACAUUACCACUGCUUUUGAUAUCAAGCUGACCCGCAUUUAUAAUGAAAUAUUCACGGAAAAAGAUCAGCCAACUCUGAAUGAGUUGAGAAGAAACAUCUCCAUGGCCUUCGUUGGCUGUCAUUUGAUCAGUGAGGGUCCCAUAAGACCUUUGGUGCCAGCCAUUGUGGAAAUCGGAGGCAUCCAAGUGAAGGAUAAGCCGGAUCCACUGCCCAAGGACAUUGACCAAUUUUUGAACAAGUCAACCCAGGGAGCUGUCUUUCUAUCGCUUGGAUCAAACAUUAAAAGCUCUACGGUGAAGCCGGAAAUAGUCCAGAUCAUCUUUAAAGUACUAUCGGGACUGAAGGAGAAUGUAAUUUGGAAGUGGGAGGAUCUGGAGAACACACCCGGCAAGGCAGCAAACAUUCUCUACAAGAACUGGCUGCCACAAGAUGAUAUCCUGGCCCAUCCAAACACAAAGCUGUUCAUCACGCAUGCCGGAAAGGGAAGCAUUACCGAAUCCCAGUACCAUGGUGUUCCCAUGGUGGCUUUGCCUAUUUUUGGGGAUCAACCCGGAAACGCUGCUCUCAUGGAGAAAUCAGGAUAUGGCCUUGCUAUCGAUUUGCUUUCAAUAACAGAAGAAAGCCUGAGGGAAACCCUUAAAGAAGUUCUGGAAAACAAAAAGUACAGUCAGGCUAUUGGAAAAUUCUCCGCGCUGUACAGGGAUCGACCGCUAACUGCAAAACAGUCGGUGGUUUUCUGGACCGAGUAUGUCCUUAGGCAUCAUGGAGCCCCCCACCUGCAGAGUCCUGCGGUGCAUAUGAGCUUCGUUGAGCUAAACAAUUUGGAUAUCUACGCUCUUCUUUUAACUAUUCUGGUAGUCUUUAUUUUCCUGACCAGACUAGUUUCAAAAUUGGUGUGGAGAAAGCUAAUGGGCAGGGCAAAAAUCUCUGAGGCGAAAAAGAGACAAUAAUCUAUAUAAAAAAUGUGAUUUUUAAUUUAAAUAAAAUACCUUUUACAUACACAAA
Drosophila ficusphila is the source of this 1664-nucleotide messenger RNA. RefSeq names its product UDP-glucosyltransferase 2-like. The transcript has a single exon. The coding region runs from base 38 to 1609 and encodes 523 amino acids. The record is from RefSeq and is a predicted model, not a curated record. Gene Ontology annotation, molecular function: UDP-glycosyltransferase activity. NCBI's taxonomy places the organism in Eukaryota, Metazoa, Arthropoda, Insecta, Diptera, Drosophilidae.